UCCAUUGCAUUCUAUGUGAGAAGAGUCCAUUAUAAGAAGGCAUCUCAUUUCAUUCAAUGUUACCAAACCAAUUCCUCUAAGGUAAAAUUAGUGAUGGGAGAGGCUAUUUAUUUGGAUACCAUAUUGGUCCCUUUGAGCCUUUUCAUUACAAUAGGUUACCAUACCUUCCUUUGCUACACCAUCAAGAACAAACCUUCACGCACAACUUUUGGAAUUGAUAAGUCAAGGAGGACUACUUGGGGUCUCAACUUAAACCAGGGUAAUGACCAAAAGGCUAUGCUAAGUGUACAAAGCUUGAGGAACACUCUUAUGGCCACAAUACUCACAGCUACAAUAACAAUUCUAGUAAACAUGGCUUUGGCAGCUCUAAACAACAAUGCAUUCAAUGCUAGCCAUCUUUUUAGUAGUGGAAUUUUCGGUUCCAAAUCAGAUAAAAUAUUCCUAUUGAAAUAUGGUUCAGCAUCAAUUUGUUUGUUGAUUAGUUUCUUAUGCAGCUCAAUGGCCAUAGGAUUUCUAAUUGAUGCAAAUUUUUUGAUGAAUGCUUAUGGAGAGUGUUUGAAUGGAGGUUACACACAAAGUAUAUUAGAAAAAGGUUUCACCUUAGCUUUUGUUGGGAAUAGGGUGUUUUGUGUUGCUAUUCCUUUGAUGCUUUGGAUGUUGGGUCCAGUGCUUGUAUUUUUGGCCUCAUUGGCGUUAGUUUUUUUGUUGCAUGAGUUUGAUUUUGUACCCAAAUUCCCACAUAGCCACAAACAAUGUAACAUUGGUAAAUAACCUCUAGCUAGCAAAUUAAUGGUACUAUAAACCAAAUAGUAGAAGUAUAAAUUGUUAAGAAAUACAGAGUUAAAUUUGAAACGUACCAUGUUCAAUGGUUCCAUGUAUGAAUUGGGAUUGAGAAUAAUUAUUGCAUAA
Molecule: messenger RNA, 909 nt
Organism: Cicer arietinum (chickpea)
Lineage: Eukaryota; Viridiplantae; Streptophyta; Magnoliopsida; Fabales; Fabaceae
Source: RefSeq, a predicted model, not a curated record